AUGUCAGACUCGGGAGACCUGGAAAGCCUAGACAGCUCCAAUUGGGAGAUCGUUGACCCUGAACUGUUAAACAAGUCCCGACCAGUUCUGACUCAUCCUGACCACGGGGUCUGCUGCUCAAUCAAGUUUUUCGACGGCCCUGGUGGAGAGCGUUACGUUCCUGAGCAUCUCAUCGAGAAACACACCGAUUUCGCCGCCCUCUUCGAUAAAAACAAGCAUCUAGAUUGCAGUCCCGUUAGACGUGCUUCCGUUUCAGUUGUCAUGUGUUAUCUCAAACGAGGUCGCCUUCCUGGCCCCAAUCGGAACGAGUCUGAAAGGUCGGCGGUCAUCCGGCUGUUCAGGAGAUUGAUCAUGUUUCGCGAAGACGCACCCAGAAUCAGAAUUGAAGGUUUGCAGGAGUUGAAUGUCAAGGGAGUCACGCAACUACUAGAGAAACCGACAAUCUUGGAUAUGCUUGAGGUCGCUACCAAGGAACGUGAGUGGCGACUGGCCGAGACAGACGACAUGCUGAUCAAGCUUCUCACCCUCCGGAUCUUUGCGCAAACGGAGCUGGUUCCAGUAGAGGCCUUUACUGUUAUGGAUAAUUUUUGUAACAAGGUAGCCGAUGUCAAAUGGAAUGUGUUGAAGGCUAUGAUCAGCAUCAUGGUCGAUUAUCAGCGCUUGAAGAACAAGGACAAGGCCAUGAUUCUGGAUAGAUGUAAAGCCUCGGAAGAUUGA
Messenger RNA from Fusarium venenatum, 717 nucleotides. RefSeq lists its product as uncharacterized. The record is from RefSeq and is a predicted model, not a curated record. Lineage: Eukaryota; Fungi; Ascomycota; Sordariomycetes; Hypocreales; Nectriaceae.